GAAGGAAAGCUGAGGAGAAGAAGUUAACAAUGGUGGAAUAGAGCGAUUGUUUGACGACGACGAUGAUGGCGACGUUUGUCUCCGUAUCGUCUUGCCAGUUUCGUUUUGGCUUCUCUGAGUUUCCACCUCCAUCGUUAACUCCUUAUCCGAGGCGGUUUAAGGUCUCUGGCCGGAGAUUUCCGGAGAUUCAGAUCAAAUGUUCUUCAUCUGAGCCGGAAAAUGGUGAGGAUUCGGCGCCGUCGCUGUCUUCCUCCUCCUCAUCGAGUGAAGUAUCUACGACUAACAGUUCGACAUACAACUGGUACACCGUACUUGGCGGUAUCGGGAUGUUAGAUACAGCGUAUUUGACUUACCUUAAGGUCACUGGCUCUGAUGCGUUUUGCCCUAUUGGUGGUGGCACUUGUGGAGAUGUCCUGAACAGCGAUUACGCUGCUGUUUUCGGUGUUCCUCUCCCAGUGAUUGGAUUUGUUAUGUAUGGCUUAGUAACCGCUCUAAGUGCAGAGCUUGGGGAAGGGAAUCUACCUUUUGGAAUUAGUAAUACCAAUGGGCGUUUCGCGUUAUUUGGGACAACGACUGCAAUGGCAUCUGCUAGUGCAUAUUUUCUGUAUAUCCUUAGUACAAAACUCUCAGGAUCUUCAUGCCUGUAUUGUCUAGUGUCUGCUUUCAUAUCAUUCAGUCUAUUUUUCCUCUCUUUAAAGGAUGUGAAGUUGCAAGAAAUAAAGCAAGUCGUAGGAUUGCAGAUAUGCUUGGCAAUUAUAGUUGUUGCCUCCUUGACUGCUUCGUACAGUACUGCUCAACCAAUCCCGUCACGCUCUGGUGACAUUGAACUGCCAUAUUUUAGAACAGAGAUCACUUCAUCAUCGAGCCCUUAUGCUAUUGCUUUAGCAAAACAUCUAAACUCCAUUGGAGCCAGAAUGUAUGGGGCAUUCUGGUGCUCUCACUGCUUAGAGCAAAAAGAGAUGUUUGGAAGAGAAGCGGCAAAACAACUGAAUUAUGUGGAAUGUUUUCCGGAUGGAUACAAGAAAGGAACUAAGAUACUCAAGGCAUGUGCAGAUGCAGGGAUCGAAGGAUUUCCAACAUGGAUAAUAAAUGAUCAGGUCUUAAGCGGAGAAAUAGAACUCGCUGAACUAGCGGAGAUGUCUGGAUUCAGCCUUGAUCAGGCAAAUGAGGCCAGUCAACUACAGUAAAAUAUUGUAUUGUAGCAGAAAAGAAUUAGGUGAAUCCGUGAAUG
This is a messenger RNA of Camelina sativa (false flax), 1231 nucleotides long. The record is from RefSeq and is a predicted model, not a curated record. Lineage: Eukaryota; Viridiplantae; Streptophyta; Magnoliopsida; Brassicales; Brassicaceae.